CAGGCCAGCUGUUGCUUGCUGUGGCCCCCUUCCUCCCCAGCAGCAGCAGCAGCAUCUCUGUCCUAUAUUGCCUUGUCUGAGCUGUCCGUCUAUUACGGAGUAUUGCAAAGCAGAUCUAGGCUCCUGAUAGACGGUCUUUUUGCUGGCUGUAUAAGGUUUUUUUUUUGGGCCGGACAGGGCCCAAGUUCAAGGGUUGAUCCUGAAGAAUCAGAGCAAAGCCAUAGUGCAGGUCUUAAGAAGAUGGGAUGAUAUCCACACGCUGGCGGUGCCCCUCGCUUCACUCGCCUGCCAGCGUGUUAUUUUUCUUGCUUGGCCAUAGGCUCACCAGGUUGGCGUCUCGCAUGAUGGCCUUUUGUUAUUCGCUUCCUCAGGGGGGGAACCCAUGGCUUAGGGUUCUCGUUCUUGUGCAUGGCUUGCAAGAAAAAUAAUAAUACGACCAACCGUAUCCACACCCCUUCUCUUGCUGCCAAUCUCCCUUCUUGAUUUCUACUGCUUAGAGUUGCCUCACGUUCGUCAUGGGCGGGAAGUAACACGGAAGCAGUCCCUUGGGAAGGGAAUAUCUCCACUCAGGGUGCCAUGGGAUUGGGAUUCUGUUCCUCUGGCUUUGGGCGUUUUUUUAACCCUUUGGUUCUUCUUCCUGUUCCGUGAUCUAGUUCUGUCAAACAAACACCCCAAGGGCGGUCUGAUGUGCCUCAGAGAUGGGAGAGUACUUGUCCGUUAUGGAAGAUAGGAAUCUUCCCGUUGUCUCGGGGGCCUUCGCCACUGUUCUGAUCAUUGGAGCCGGUACCACAGGACUUGCACUAGCUCAAGGAUUCAAGAAGGCCGGAAUUGCAUGCACCAUAUUUGAGAAGCACAAGAGCCUCAAUGCAUUACCGAGGGACUGGAAUAUGGGCCUCCAUUGGGGCGCCGUAGCCCUACAGGGAGUCCUCAGCUGUGAACUAUGGGACCAGAUUGAGACUGUCCAUGUCGACCCGAGCAAGCCGGUACCGGAAAAGGACGUGCUGAAAUUCAUCAACUCCAGCAACGGCGAGCUCAUGUCAGAAGUGCAUGUCUCCAAGUUCUACCGCCUACGUCGUAGCAAGCUGCGGUCCUUGCUCGACGACGACCUGGAUAUCCGGUACAACAAGGCUCUCAAGGACAUAACGAUGUCGAGGGACGGCCGGACGGCCACGGUUCACUUUGAAGACGGCACCUCUUCCACCGGCCAGUUCGUCAUUGCUGCUGACGGGGCCCGUUCAACCGCCCGCCAGCUCCUGCUCGGCAAGAAAAGGGGCGCCAUACGGCGUCUGCCAUACGCAGCAACUUUUGUGCAUGCCAGAUUCACGGCCGAGCAGGCCCUGUAUCUCCGCAGCUUUCAUCCUCUCUAUAUCGCCGGCAUCCAUCCGUCGGGGUACUUCUCGUUUUUCGGCAUGCACGACGCUGAGGACCCAGACAGGCCCGAGACAUGGACGUUCUUCUUCUAUAUCUCGUGGAAAUACAGCCUGGAAGAACAAGACCGGACCUCUUCCUGGUCCAACAAGCAGCGUCUCGACCAGGUCAAGUCCUUUGCCAAAGACUUCUGCGAUCCCUGGAAGAGCGCGUUUGAAUGGAUACCCGACGACCACCAGGCGUGGUACAUGGGCCUGACGGACUUCGACCCAGGCUCAGACGGCCAUUACUGGAACAACCACGGAGGCAGAGUGACGCUCGCUGGCGAUGCUGCUCAUGCCAUGACAUACCAGCGCGGCCAGGGGCUCAACCACUCCGUCACCGACGCUGCGAAGCUUGUAAAUGCCGUCACGGAUGCGGUAUCCGGCCUCUCGUCUCAGGCUACCUCGAUAUCAGCGUACGAGGACGAGAUGAUUGCCAGAGCCGGAACUGAGGUCAGGCUGUCGACUGUCAAUACCGAGAUGCUGCAUGACUGGGAGCGGGUGCUCGCGUCUCCAGUGCUGACCUCGGGGAUGAAACAUAAACACUGAUGAAGUCAUGAAGAGAAGAUUAUGAAACCCGGCGGAUAUCUCCCUUUGUUUUUUUGCUUGAUGCAUGUCAUGUUUUGGCGGUUUAUCUGUACUAAUUUUGGUCUUUGGGCUGGCGUUGUGAUCUUCUUGUGAUAUCUUCUUGCUGAUAUAUUUUGUUUCUUAUAUAUGCCUGCUUGGCCCCUUGACUUCGCCCUUCUACCCUUCUACCCUUCU
This is a messenger RNA of Trichophyton rubrum CBS 118892, 2171 nucleotides long. RefSeq lists its product as uncharacterized. The coding region runs from base 699 to 1958 and encodes 419 amino acids. The transcript is spliced from 3 exons. NCBI's taxonomy places the organism in Eukaryota, Fungi, Ascomycota, Eurotiomycetes, Onygenales, Arthrodermataceae. Gene Ontology annotation, molecular function: FAD binding. The record is from RefSeq and is a predicted model, not a curated record.